Messenger RNA from Cyprinodon variegatus (sheepshead minnow), 4768 nucleotides. Its product is annotated as transmembrane protein 132B-like. Lineage: Eukaryota; Metazoa; Chordata; Actinopteri; Cyprinodontiformes; Cyprinodontidae. The transcript has 16 exons. The record is from RefSeq and is a predicted model, not a curated record. The coding region runs from base 743 to 4282 and encodes 1179 amino acids.
GACAGUCCUCCACUCUUCUCCUGCCCUCGCCUCCCUGCAGCUCGUGCAUAGUGUGCGCACAUUCUCUCAAGUUCAGCUUCGAGACGCGUAACUCACGGCACGCGGGGCUGCGGUCAAUGGAUAGACAGGAGGAGGAGGAGGGAAUGCAAGGAGAGAGGACGGAGCGCAGUUUGGACUUGGACGCGUUCGGUUUCAAAUGGCAGAGUUUUACGAUCUGUUGUAGUUUCCAAAUCGUUUCGGACGUGGACUUGUUUGCUUUUUUCAAAACUCGGAGGUGUUUGUAAAGUUUGCAGGGGAAAAAAGGUGCGAUGCAGUCAGUGACUUUAAACCGUCCCGUUUGGAUACAGAAAGUAUAAGAGCGCACCGGUUGGAAAGCCUGGACAAUUGGAGAAAGCUGUUUUCAGACAUUUAAGUUGUUGUUUUUUUGUUUUGUUUCUUUUGCUUAUGGAAAAGUGGAAUAAAAUAGAAGACUGGAGGUUCCCUUUAUGAGGCUCUUCGUUUGCCAACUCCGAAAGGAUUUAUAGUUUUCAUACCUCCUCUGCGCGCUUUCUCUUAGGUCGGUCAGAGGUGGAGAGCGCAGUUGGGUCAUGAUGAGACUGUCAAUGAAAAAGAUGCGUAAACAUCUAAAGGUUUGAACCACACAAGAAUAGUAAUAGAAGAGGACAAAAGAAGAAGAAGAAAAAAGAACCUCUGUUUGUCCUUUUUGUGAACAUUCCCAUUGGCGUUUAACCGACAGGAAGGUAUGGAGACGGCCGGGAGAGGAACAGGCGCGCCGGUGGGAUCUUUCUUCUGGAAGAUCGUUUUAAUUCUCCUCCUGUGGAAAGUGUCUGACAGCCCGUUGGAAGCAGCAGGAGGUGGACCAGGCACAGGGCCGGACUUUUCCCAGCCUCGUUUCUCCUCCUCCCUCCCGACCUAUCUCCCAGUCCAAUGCCAGCUAAGUGGAGCUGACUCCGCCUUCUUUCUGCGGGAAGCUAAUCAGGAGGUCAUGAGAAAUGGCAGUCUGUCAUCGUGGACUGAGCCCUUCUUUGUUCACAAGGUGGAGAUAGGUAUGGCUGCUCCACAGUCUCUCCCGAGUGUGAACUGCAGCUACGGAAAUCUGAGCACUGAGCAGCCAAUCCCAAUAGAGCUACUUCAAGGACCUCAGCCACACCUGCUGACCUCAAUCAACCAGGUGACGAUGAAUUGGAGGGUCAAAGGUCAGGUAGUGGUCCCUAAAGUGGGAUCAACAAGACCAUGGAUUCAGGUACUGUUUUAUCUGAUUGGGCGGCGCUGGGAUGAGCCUGACCCCCUUCCUACAUCAAGUCUCCCAUGUAUCCGCGCCUUGGCUGUACGUGACCCCAGUGAAACAGCACCUUCAGCAGGCUGUCGUCUUAUGGGACCAUCUGGAAUCUGUGUGGUCCGUCUGGAAAUUCCGCCGGCUUGGUUUACAUCAUCACAAGUGAGAAAAAGACCUUCUGAAGUGUCUCUACAAUCAGUGGAUGUGUUCUACUCCAUCAUACCAGUAGAAGGGACUGGCAGAGACUGUCCCUCUAUUGUAAAUGAGCCAUGGAAAGCUCAAAGUUCGAAUGUCGGACCCCUUGGAGGCCUGGGUAUUGGUCUUGGAGGACAGUGGAGUAGCCUGGAAGAUGGAGGUCUUCAGGACAUGCUAAAAGCUGGCACCGUAGAGAUGAGCCCAGGCCCGGUUUCUGCCAAGGGAGAAAGAUUGCCAUUAGAUGAAAAUUUGGAGGUUCUUGUCCCGCCUAGUCCGGUCCGGCUUGGCAAAACAGUGGCAUUUGGCAUCUACAUGAACACAGAUUCAAACCUGGAACAGUUCACAUUGAGGGUGUGGUUCCAGUCAGGCAUCAACUUCCUCGCUGUGAAACCCAGCAACCUCGUUGCGUGGGAGAUCAAACAGGAAAUGGCACCGGGAAGCAGUUCGUUGGCAGUGAUUUGUCAGAGAAAGGCCUCCUCCACAGCUGAGAGAUUGGCAAGUCCUUCAUAUGAAGUAAUGCAGCUGGAAUUUGAGGUUGAUAACGUGAUUAAUCUGGUGCCAACCCAGACUCUACACUGGACUGUGGAAUACCCCGCUAACACACAGACAGCUUCGAAGCAAACAGAGAAAGUCUCCCACCUGUACAUUAGCAAUGCUGACAUCCAGGGCAUUGUUCCUCUGGCAGAGGACACAGAGGUGUUGAAUACGGCCAUUCUUACAGGUAGACGGGUAGCAAUGCCCAUUAAAUUGGUUACAGUGGAAACAGAUGGACAGGUGAGGGAAGUAGACGACUCUGUCACCUGCAGCUCAACAGAUGUGGAUGUGGUGAAGGUUUCUUCAAGGUGUGACCAGGUUUUGGUGAACGGCAAGGAAAUGCGAGGUAGACAGUCCUUGGCAGUCAACUUUACCUACCUCCACCUGUCUGCUCAGCUGCUGCUCACUGUGUGGGUUCCAAAGCUACCUCUGCAGAUAGAUGUGUCAGAUACCGAGCUGAGCCAGGUCAAAGGCUGGAGGGUGCCGAUCACCACCAACAAGAGACCCACCAGAGACAGUGAGGAUGAUGAAGAUGAUGACAAAAAGGGUAAAGGCUGCACCCUACAGUACCAGUACGCUGUGGUGCGAGUCCUCACUCAUUUUGUUGCUGAAGUCUCUGAACCUGGAGGGGAGAUGGUCUACAUGUUGGGUACCGACUGGCAAGCUGAUAUCACUCCUUUGGUAUUGGACCAGUUGAAGGUAGAAGAUCCUCGCAUUGCCAGGCUUGUAGAUGGGCAUAUUUUAAUGGGACGGGAUCUAGGUAUCACCACUAUACAAGUAUUGUCCCCUCUGUCCGAUUCCAUCCUGGCAGAGAAGACUGUGACAGUACUAGAUGACAAGGUAACAAUAACAGACCUAGGAGUCCAGCUAGUUGCAUCGUUGUCUCUCAGCAUGACUGCAAGUCCUGGAAAUUACCAAGCUAUACAGCUAACAACUACAGCUACAGACCUGCUUCACACACCUAAACAGGAAGCUGUAGUAAGUGCAUGGAUUCAUUACAGUGAUGGUUCAGUGACACCCCUGGAUAUCUAUGAUCCCAAAGACUUCCUCCUCUCAGCUAUCUCACUGGAUGAGAACGUCAUAUCUGUGACCAAUCAGGAGCAGCACUGGCCAAUUAUAGUAGCUGAGGGUGAUGGACAAGGCCCACUGUUUCGUGUGGAGAUGGUCAUUUCUGAGACUUGCCAGAAGUCUAAGAGGAAGAGUGUGCUGGCAUCUGGAGUUGGUAAUGUGGUAGUCAAAUUUGGAGCUAACAGCGAUGAGAGAGGUGGACCAGAGGAUGGUGGAGGUUUGGAAAACAGCACCAGUGAGCAAAGAACCAAUAAUGGAGGGGAAUGGAAUUCCAAGAGUGUGGCUGGGGACCGAGAGGAAGGAGCUAUGAGGAAGGUUAGCACAACGACAAAGAGCACAGUUACACAACGUGCUUUAGGUGGCAGAGCUGCCAGUGGUGGCAACAGCGGCCAGGGAGGUUCAAGUCAAGCAAAUGGCUAUAGCAAGAACCCUGUACAGGUCGAGGUUCCAGGAACUGGGAACGGGGAGCUGACACAGACUACGAGAGGCCUGUCAGACCUCGAGAUUGGGAUGUAUGCUCUUCUGGGAGUAUUCUGUCUGGCAAUAUUGGUCUUCCUCAUCAACUGUGUCAGCUUCGCAUUCAGGUAUCGUCACAAGCAGGUGCCCGUACUAGAAGCAGGUGGUAACAUGAACCAUGCCCAUGACUGGGUGUGGCUUGGUACCGAGGCUGACCUGUUAGCUGACCAUACAGACCAAUGCCAAGGGUUACCUGAUGAAUGUACAACCAUCAUUGACAGAAAUGAAGGAGGAUAUGAGGAGAGCAAGUACCUUCUGAAUGGUGCUGGAAACACUUUGGUGAUGAGUUUAGGCACUGGCAUGGGCACAAAAAGUGCGGGUGGUGGCACAGGGGGACUUCGGGGGAUGACCCAUGGACAGACCCUGCCACGGUCCGUUGCAGAGCCCCAUCAGUGCCUUUCUGCAAUUACUACUGGUGGCAAAGAUGCCACUGGGCAAACAGAGCAUCUCAAUAAUUCUCCCCGAGCUGCGGCUGCAGCCGCAGUUGCUGUUGCCAAGCGCAAAAGAGUUAAAUUCACAUCCUUUGCCACUGUUUUGCCCAACGAUAAUUCUGGUGGUGGUGGCCCGUAUGUUAAUUCCUCAGUUCUUGUCACAAAUGGGAAUGAGGAUGACAUAAAGUGGGUGUGCCAGGAUAUGGACCUGGGUCAGUCUGAAAUCAGAACCUACAUGGAGAGGCUACAAGACAAUCUGUGACUGUUUAGGAAAGAUACUGAGCAAUAUACAGGCAACGGAUAUGUGUUGGAUAAAAGAUGGACAAUGAGUAAAAUUCACCUGUGAUGCCUUUGCAGUGGAUUAAUAGAGGGUCAGGUGAAGCAAAAAUUGUGGGAUGACUAAACACAAAAGGUGUAAUGAACUAAAGGUUUUGGACACAGCUUGUGGGUAGCUUGUCAAUAGCUUCCCUUAAGAAAGGCAAAGUAUAAAGUCAUUACAUUACAUAAAAGUAAAAGUAGCAAACAAUAAGUAACAUUCAGAGUUUGUUUUGUGUUACUUAUUGUGGAAAUCAUUCUGUAAAAAUCAAUAAUGAUCAUUAUUGGGUUAUGUGUGUUUACUUUCAGAAAACAAGUAAAGCACUGUAAUCAUACAUUAUCAAUUCAGGGUAUGUUAAAGGACAAACUUUUGUAUGCCACUUUACAUCUUAACAAAGAUGUUAAACAACUUUGAGCUUGUAAUGACGUCAAA